Megalops cyprinoides (Indo-Pacific tarpon) is the source of this 777-nucleotide messenger RNA. RefSeq names its product intraflagellar transport 22 homolog (Chlamydomonas) (gene ift22). Gene Ontology annotation, molecular function: GTPase activity. The record is from RefSeq and is a predicted model, not a curated record. Gene Ontology annotation, cellular component: endomembrane system. Gene Ontology annotation, biological process: intracellular protein transport. The coding region runs from base 176 to 739 and encodes 187 amino acids. NCBI's taxonomy places the organism in Eukaryota, Metazoa, Chordata, Actinopteri, Elopiformes, Megalopidae. The transcript has 5 exons.
UCCCGUUUAGUUUCGUAGCAGCUGGCGAGCUAACUGGGUACACUUUAACUGACGUUAAUCAGUUCGCAUUGCCGUGUGUAACAUUAACAUUUUUUUAAACUGUUGGAUGCGAAAUAGAUUCGCGUUUGCUAGCUAGAUAGCUAGCUAGCUGCCUGCAAUAGCAGAUCCAAAGAAAAUGUUUAAAGCAAAAAUACUAAUAGUCGGACCAAGUGAGUGUGGGAAGACGGUAUUGGCUAAUUUUCUAUCUGAUACCGUUGAGACGAUUGGAGGAGACUACAGCCCAACGCAAGGUGUUCGGAUUCUGGAGUUUGAAUCGCACAGUUUGGGUGGCUCUGGGAAGAACGUGACGUGCGAAGUGGAACUGUGGGACUGUGCUGGAGAUUUAAGGUUUGAGUCCUGCUGGCCAGCUUUAAUGAAGGAUUCCAAUGGAGUGGUCAUUGUGUUUAACCCAGACAUGCCCAGCCAUCUGAAAGAACUGGAGACUUGGUAUUCCUCAUUUGUGUCCUCACAAAGUAUGCAAGAAAGCCAGUGUCUGCUGAUGGCGCAUCACAAACCAGGCAGCGCAGCUGACAACGCACGCCCAGUUCUAGCUUCACAGCUGAGCAAGCUGUCCAUGAUUCAUUCUAAUCUGGAGGAGGACCCAGAAGGGGUGCGGCAGGAGUUCAGCAGGUACUUGGGAUCCAUCGUGAAGACGCUGUCAGAAAGCCGUGAACGUGAGGAGAUGUCAAUCAUCACUUAGGAACCGGAGGCCCAUGCUCCUGCUCAGGAUUAACCAGA